Messenger RNA from Pungitius pungitius (ninespine stickleback), 3083 nucleotides. RefSeq lists its product as uncharacterized. The record is from RefSeq and is a predicted model, not a curated record. The transcript is spliced from 2 exons. NCBI's taxonomy places the organism in Eukaryota, Metazoa, Chordata, Actinopteri, Perciformes, Gasterosteidae. Bases 411 to 1142 code for a protein of 243 amino acids.
AAGAGCAAUGCAGUUUUGAUGGAAUCUAUGCUGACUAAGCGUCUUCACCAGAAUUUUCUUGACUGACAGCUUGCGCGUCACCUUGGCAACUCCCUUCCUGUCACUUACUCACCCAUCCAAAGCUCCUUUUUUGGACACACAGGUUUACACCAGUGUCAGCUGGUGAUGCACAGAUUCUCUACCAGCGUGAGUCAGACGUAGUCGGGCUCUCGUCCAGACCAGACGUCAGGACUGAACCGACUGAGUGGAAGCAACAAGUGUCGAUAAAGCCAAGAGACCCACACAGACGGUCCCAUUUGGGAGGAGUGAUCAGGCAUGGGGAUAGAAACGGCUCCUAUUCAGGUGAAACGGGACUUUCAAUAACAACUACCUGCCAAUACACAGGUCCAACCAGGUGUGCAGUCAGGGAGAUGAGCUCUUGGUGCUGGCCUGGUUCAGCACCAGGAGGACUGCUCCCGACCUCCAAAGGGUGGCUGCGUCGGUUCUUGCUGCUGAAGCUGGUGGCGGUGCUGUUGCUGCCCCACAGGGCGGGCGUCCCCCUGCUGGUGGGCUGUGUGUUCAGCCUGCGGGCCCUGGUGCUGCUCCACUCCCCUCAGACCUCCACCAAGCCCUCCACCGUGCUCCUGGCCCGGUUGGCCCUCACCGACUCUGUGGUGCUGCUGCACUGGAUGCUCCAGCUGGCCUGGUGGAUGGAGGAGGCGUGCUGCGGAACGGUGACCGGCCUCGCGGAGGAGUCAGGUUGUUGGGGGAAGGCGCUGGGUGCGUUCCGUCAGCGGCUGCUUGACACGCACCACCUGGCCUCUCUGCUGCUGCUAGGGCUGCUGGGUCUGGAGGCCGUGCUGGUGUCCCGCUGGCCUCAGCAGACUCUGAGAUUCAGGACUUCUCACUGGGCUCAGCUCUGCUGCAACCUGGUCUUGAUACUCGUGGUGCUCGAACUGUGGUUCUCGCUCCACUCCAAUUGUUUGCACGACUCGAUGUGUGAGACUAAUUCUGCAACACCUCAAACCUCUCAAAGUUCCUUUCUGGGUGUAAUGCCAGAUGUCUCUUCCGCCCUGAGGAGGACAUUAUGGCUAGGCAAUGUAUGGCUGCAUUACGCCGUCCUCUUUCGCAGACCACAGAAGAGGAAGAGCUCCUUUCAUUAAAAUACUUAGGUGCACAUAGCAUUUUUAAUUAAAUGAUUAGACUUCUAUUCAAAAUUAAUAUGUCAAAGCCUUAUCUUGAGAUUUAACUUGAACAGAACAAGGCCGCCUGUGGCUAAAAGUGGCAAUUAUACAUCACAAAUGGACUGUUUACAUGUGUGCGCUUUGACUUUGGUCCAGUGGUUGAAAUGUGAUCGCUAAUUACUUGUUUUUAUGCUACAAUAUGGUGUGAACAUAUUUCUAAAAAGUUUUUUUUAUGUGGUGUAUGGUGAAUAGAUCCUGUUCACAUUGUAAACAUGCUUUCACCCUGCAGUCUCCAAACUGUUUUAUCUGGCAGCCACGUAUUGAGUGAAAUAAGACACUCUGGCCUCUAAUGCAUUUUUUCAACGUGUGUCCAGUUUGAAUAUGUCGACAAACACAGCAGCUCACAAAUGUCUGUUGACAUUUCUCUUCUGCAGUAAAACUGAAAAGAUUGAUUCAGAGCAGUAAACACAAACAAGGACGGUUCCGCAGCAAACAUUUCAUUCCCCGAUGAACUGAAACUGCUCCACCUGAACUUGUUCCAAUGGCUGCAAUCCACAUAUUUACUUAGCCAGCUAACGAUCAUAUACUACACAGAGACACACAAAAGCUAUUUCAGCAGAAACAUCUGUCUGAGCUGAGACAGAAUCCUCAAACACGGGGUCACAGGCUCCAACGCAGGAAAACAGACACAUUGCGGUCUGGUUUUGUACUAAUCUGAGGACAUGAACUGUACAAAAAAAGAUAUCAACAGUUUGCAAUGGCGAGUGUCUUGUAUCUUAUAUGAUCACAUCACACAACAGAACAGAGAAACGUCUGCUUUAACAUUCUGCACAGGGCAGAAGUAAGGUGGAGAACAACUCCCCUCUAUGUGAGGUCGUCAGGAGGCCACCGUCAAAGUGUGAGCUGUGACCAGCAGAGGGAAGCACAGAGGUUUCUUCGAGUCUCUGGAGAGGAUGAAGGAACUCCGCUGCUACCACUUCACUCUGUGUGGUUUUGUGUGAAUCUGUGGGUGCUGCUUCAAGUGUCCCUGGAACUAAUCAAUUAAAACUGGGAGUCGACAAAGGGGCGAAAAGUAGUGAGGAACACAGGUGGCUUCCUUCCCAUAAUGCUCUCUGUUUGGCUCUGUGUACUUUUGGCACCGGGACUGUCAGUCAAGGGUAAACAAUGUGGGAGGUCAGACUUUAAAAUAUAACAACAAAUCCUGUUUUCCUCUUCAACAGGUCAAGCUUUGAAAGCGCAGGGGAGCUGACCGUGUUUUAGGAGGGAGUUUCCUUUAUCAAUUCAUCUGUGCUUAAAAUAAAUAUGAAAAGGAUACCACAAAAAAAGCAAAAGUAAUAAAUCAGUUGUUGUUUGCCAUGAAUGGACCUCUGACAUUAUCACCCUGCACAGUGUGUCCUCCUGCUGUGAAAUGCAGUGCUAGCGCCCCCUUUUGGACUGUUUUAAAUGUAUCUGUGUUUUGCAUGCGGAGGUGAGAUGCACCAUUGUGUCACAGAUCUUGUGUCAUAAGGAUAAUCAAGAACCUAAAGUUUAUCACUCCCUUAUGUCACCUUUACAUAUGCAUUCUCUUCAACAUCAUCAGGAUUUUACUCCGGCUUCCUGUUUGUAAAAGAAUUUACAACAUUAUCACCACGCUUUGUAAGAAAGCCAAGGGUGAUUUAGGGACUAAGGACAUCUCUGAGAUACUAUAACUGUCCAGAACUCUACACAGUAGACGUGUGCACCACAACUGACUCUUUUGACGUCUGGACCAACUCUCAGUUCUGGCAAAUCAAAUGAAGGCCGAAGACGUUACCGUUUGCCGAUGCUUCUUGUAAAAAUAAAUUGGACUAUUUGAUUGUAUGAUAAAUUGCCCUGUGAUUCCAUUUUCUAUUUGUGUAUCUGUUUUGUUCCAUUUGAACUUAUUGUUUUUUUCCCUUCCCU